Camelina sativa (false flax) is the source of this 645-nucleotide messenger RNA. The record is from RefSeq and is a predicted model, not a curated record. Lineage: Eukaryota; Viridiplantae; Streptophyta; Magnoliopsida; Brassicales; Brassicaceae.
AUGGUGGAGGAUAUGAAUGUGAAAUUUGACAAGUAUUGGGAAGAAUUCAGUGACAUACUUGCAGUUGCUGCAAUUCUUGAUCCAAGAUUAAAGUUUCCAUUUCUGGAAUAUUGUUACAACACUUUGGAUCCUUCAACCAGUAAGUCAAAGUUGGCCCAUGUCCGCAGCAAAAUGGCGAAGCUUCUUACACCUUAUCAAAAAAGCACAAGCAACGUUACCACAACCAGUUCACAAGUUCCAAGAAAGAGUGUUCCUUAUGGAUAUGAUGUAAGGAUUUAUUCUUACAUUUCUCAAAAGACUGGUGGUAAUGGUAAAUCCCCUUUAGACACCUAUUUAGACGAGGAGGUGUUAGAUAUUGUCUCAUUUAGGAGUUUGAAUCUGAUUGGUUAUUGGAAAGACAAUGCAAAUAAAUUUAAAGAGCUUGCAUUGAUGGCAUGUGAUGUCUUGAGUAUUCCUAUCACAACGGUUGCAUCAGAAUCAUCUUUUAGUAUUGGCAGCCGUGUUCUUAAUAAGUAUAGAAGUUGUAUUUUACCAACUAAUGUUCAAGCAUUAAUCUGUGCAAGAAACUGGUUUAGAAGAUUUCAAGAUAUUGGUGAUGAAGAGUUCAAGUUUGUUGAAGAGGAAGGGAAUAUUGUUGCUGUCUAA